AAACCACAUAGUCUUUGUUUUACUGAGAGAACACUGCAGUUUGUUUACCCUCAGAGGUCCUAAUACAGGAAAGAGACUGACAGAAGACAAGUUUCUGAUCACCUAAAUAGAAUGACUGGCUUACUGAUGAUGGGGGACAAACUGCUGGAUAUGUGGACAAGAGAAGACAGAGGAAAACAGUUCAGAAUGGAUGAAGAGAGGGAAACACUGAAACACAAAAACAUUUCCCAUUCUAUUGAAGAAAUUCUGAGAAGACCGACAUGUAUCCGAAAAGACGAACGAGUUUAUCGGGAUUGGUCUGUUAUUAAAGAAAACGCUCAGGUACAUAACCAGCCCUCGUGCACAGAUUUCCCACAGAAACGACAUGAAGAGUCUUCAAAAUCUGCCACAGAAAGUCAGAAGAGGAAAAGGCAAACCAGGAUGACUUUCACCCCGUUCCAGGUCCAAGAGCUGGAGACAGUUUUCCAGCAGACUCACUAUCCAGACAUCAACACCAGAGACGGGUUAGCCUCCCGCCUGCAGCUCACUGAGGGACGAAUACAGAUUUGGUUCCAGAACCGCAGAGCUAAGUGGAGAAAGAUUGAAACACUGAAGGAAAUAGAGGUGAUGACCAGGCGGCACAUAUGUUCAACCAGUCAUCCGCAGCUUUAUUAUGAGGAACCGCCUCUUAAAUCGAUGUGGCUGUCAUGCUGGACACCUGAACCCGUGCAGUCAGGACUGUACUUCAGAUCCACACUAACAAAGGCAGUUCUGACCGGCACACAAUCCCACAGUCACAGGUCUGUGCUGACAUGUACGGGACAGAACGAAAGCCCCCUCAUCAUCUCACGACCUUAACACAGUUUUAAAAAGAAAUCUUUAUGUCAAAUGGAUAAUUAUUGCACAGUAUUGAAUCAGUAUUUGUACAAUUACACUUUAAUUCUCAGAAUAUGUUACAUUGUAUGUUGUGCAGGCAAAGUGAGAUAAGGCUGCAUGUCUGCAAAUAAAUGUUUUUCAUUUACCAAUAAAUAGAAUUUCUGAAUGAA
Girardinichthys multiradiatus is the source of this 1025-nucleotide messenger RNA. Its product is annotated as ALX homeobox protein 1-like. NCBI's taxonomy places the organism in Eukaryota, Metazoa, Chordata, Actinopteri, Cyprinodontiformes, Goodeidae. The record is from RefSeq and is a predicted model, not a curated record. Bases 112 to 837 code for a protein of 241 amino acids. Gene Ontology annotation, biological process: regulation of transcription by RNA polymerase II. The transcript has 5 exons. Gene Ontology annotation, molecular function: RNA polymerase II transcription regulatory region sequence-specific DNA binding; DNA-binding transcription factor activity, RNA polymerase II-specific.